Fonsecaea erecta is the source of this 1290-nucleotide messenger RNA. RefSeq lists its product as hypothetical. Lineage: Eukaryota; Fungi; Ascomycota; Eurotiomycetes; Chaetothyriales; Herpotrichiellaceae. Bases 1 to 1290 code for a protein of 429 amino acids. The transcript has a single exon. The record is from RefSeq and is a predicted model, not a curated record.
AUGGGAAGCAUGGUCGACGACUCUCUCGACGGCGGCCGCCAUAUGCCCUUCUUGCCCGAGGAAAUCGUCUCCCGGAUCAUCAGCGCCGUGGUGGGCGACGGCCUCCGCGUCUCCACAGGCGCCGCCCAGGACGACGAGGUCGAUCGGGUGACGAUCCGGUCUCUGUUGGCGACGAGCGUCGCGGCCCGGCGCGAGACCCUGCGCCAGGUCUUCCGCCGGCCGCUGCGGUUCCGUCUCGGCGGCGAGCAGGGCACGUGCGAUUGCCCGCCGCAGCUGGACAUCAUCGGCCACAAGGAGUGUCGGUGCACGCUGCUCCUGCAGAAGAUCGUGCGGCUACCCCUUGCCCGGUGGACCAGAGUCGUUGUGCAUUUUGACCCUUUUCCGGUGCAGGUGGACGACGGUGGUGGUGGUGACCACAACACUGGGCAGACACGACAGGCUGAAGCUGAAGACGAAGGAGAUGGAACAGGAGGAGGAGGCCGGGGGGUGGCUGUCCGCAGCGAGUUCCGCGCCGCCGUGCAACGUGUCACGCACUACUCCCGCAGCCUCGCGACGACGCUCUACUACCUCCUCAAACAGCGGGCCAACCUGUCCUGCGAGGCGGCGUGCUGCGGCGUCAUCGAGAUGUCGCGCCGCCGCCACUACGGCCCGGUGUACUGCUCGUACGACCCGAAGUUCCCGGCGCUGCCCUACGACGUCGACUUUGUCUUUGAGACUCCCCCGGGCCCUGCUCUGACCAGUACCAGUCGUCAUUGUAUCACCCCGCCGGGUAGCGGAGAGGAGGAGGACGACGACGACGACGAGACGCACAUGCCUCUGUGGACGAUGAACAUGGUGGACGCCCUCCUGAUGCCGUGGUGGCGGUUCGUGAGCAAACGGCCACCGACGGCGCGCCAGAUCACGCUGCCGGCCACCAUCGCGGCCGCGUUCACCAUGGGCCGGGACCGCAUCGCGACCGAGUUCCCGCACCGGCCGGCCGACGUGGCGGAGCGGCUGCAGCGCGACUUUGGCGCCUUUUGGGCCGUCAGGCCCGGCUCCAUCUCCUCGUCCGACGACGCAACCGCCGCCAGCCUGUGGCCCUGCGUCGUCAAAUUCGACGGCUCCCUCGAGUGGUACUUGAGCCCGGCGCCCCUGCUGAAGAGGAAGGAGAAGGCGGUGGCGACGACGGCGACGACGACCAAGUGGACCAUUCGCGGCGUUCCCGUGCUGCGCAUCGAGGUGCCCGACAGGGACUCGGAUGACAGCUCUGAAGGUCGCUGGAAGGGCGAGUUCCUAGCCUCUGAUGGCUGA